AUGCGUUCGGUGGCGAGUCCGAGCGCUCGAUCGAGCGCGAGCGCGCCGACGUCGAGCUGUAGAAGAAAACGACGGGGGCGAGCGGCGAGACGCGCGCGCGGCGCGGUGGCGCCCAACUCGAGCGAUGACGCCGAGCUCAUCACGGGCUGGGAGCAUAUCACCCCGGAGUACCUGUGGAACACCGAGUUGGCGAGACGGACAAAGUACUUGGACGCCUUCGAGCGAGAGGAGGUUCGAGACGCGCUCGAAUUGGCGUUCACGGCGCACGACGGGCAGGCGAGGAAGAGCGGAGAACCGUACAUCACGCACCCAGUCGCGGUUGCGGCGAUUUUAGCGGACUUGGAGCUCGACCACGAGAGUCUCAUCGCCGGGUUACUGCACGACACGGUCGAGGACACCGAUGUGGUGACGUUUGAAUCGUUGGAGAAGCGAUACGGCGUCGCGGUGCGAAAAAUCGUCGAGGGUGAGACAAAAGUUAGCAAAGUGAGCUCUUCGUUGAGUAAAGACGGCGCCGCGCGUAACGCACCCGCCCGUGGUGGCCCGUCCGCGGCGUUGAGCUCUGAGGAUGUCAAGUCGGAGGACUUGGCGCAGAUGUUUCUCGCCAUGACUGAGGAAGUGCGCAUCAUCAUCGUCAAACUUGCUGAUCGUUUGCACAACAUGCGCACGCUGGAGGGAUUAAAGCAGGAAAAGCGAGUAAAGAUAGCGAAAGAAACGCUUCUUGUGUUCGCUCCACUCGCCAAGCUACUCGGAAUGUACGAUAUAAAAAAUGAACUUGAGGAUUUGGCGUUUCGCUACGCGGAUCCUGAGGCGUACUCCACCACUGUGAGGCGGUUAGAGGAGGUUAGUAAGGUUCAGGAACCGACGAUCAAACUUGCUUUCGAAAGGAUCAAGAGUGAAAUGCUUCAGGACGACUUUUUGCGCGGACACGCGGUGGCGGUGAGUCUCGGCGCGAAGCAGAAGGAGCCGUACGGCGUCCAUCGCAGCGUGCGAAAUAGCUCAGCCAAGGCGGGAGCAUUCGGGGCGAACGGUGAAGCAGCUAUCACUGAAGUGGCUCAGCUGAAAAUAGUCCUGCACGACGCGCAGGCGGUCAUUGGUUUGAGCGACGAGGCUCGUAGAGUUCAGGCGAGUCGCAUCUGUUACCACGUUCUCGGCGUCGUCCACGCGAUGUGGCCGCCCAUUCCCGGUGAGUUGAGGGAUUACCUAGCGACUCCCAAAUUGAAUGGCUACAAGGCUCUUCACACGGUUGUCUUACCGAUCUCACCGGGCGCUAGCGAAGUGGACGCGGCGGUGUUCCCGUUGGAGGUGAUCAUUAGAACUGAGCCGAUGGAGAUGUUGGCGACCAAGGGCAUCGCGUGCGAUGACGAGCUUCGUCAGCAGUGGCGAAUAGGCGCGCGUAGAACCAGUCUCGCGCUGAGGGCGCAGCGGCGACAAGAGAAACGCAUAUCUUUGGCGCAGAAGGGUAGAAAAGACAUCGACGAGGCCAGGUUGGAUCAGGAGGAGGCUCGCGAUGAAGAGGUUGCGGCGGCGGACGCCAAGCGACCAGGCGGCGCCGCGAGCACCGCGCUCGCAAAGUCUCAAGUCACGUGGCUGAAGAACAUCCAAGCUUGGCAGACGGAGUUUAUCGACGUGCUAAGCGCGAGAGAAUUCGUUGACACGAUCACCAGCGAUCUGCUCGGUCGUCGUGUGUUCGUUUUCACUCCGAAAGGGCGUGCGCUGAACUUGCCUCACGGCGCCACAGUCGUCGAUUACGCGUUUUACUCUGAUGACACUAACGGCGCACACAUGUCGUACGCCAAGGUCAACGGCGUGCGAGUUGAUCUCGAUCAUGUUCUGAGCAACGCGGAGGUGGUGGAAAUUUUCACCGACAAUGAUGAAAUCCCCGCUCAUAUGUUGAUGCGCAAACUCCGCAAACUCAGGCUCAACGCCGAGACGCGCUCUGCUCGCGCAAAAAUUCAAAAACGUUUGGCACAACUCGGAAGUGGUGCAAUCAAAGAGUUGCGUGAGUCGUUGCAAAUUGAAGCGCUCACUUUGUGCGGGGAGCCGAUUCCGGAUAAGGUCGGUCCCGGGCCGCGCACCGUGACGUACUGCUGCUGUACUCUGGAGCUCACAGCGUCCGACAGAACCGGUUUACUCGCCAUGGUGAGCACGAGCAUCACGAAGAGCGGAGCGAAUAUCGAUUCAUACACCGGGGUGAAAGUUCAUUCCGAUUUAUUCAAGAUGACGUUUGCGAUUCAUUUCGAUGAUGAAGAGCUGCGAAGCGGGGCGAGUUUGAAAAACAUGGAUAACAGUCUGCAGCGUCUCUUCACGGAGGUCAUGAAGAGUCCCGAAGUGUUUAGUGGGACGUUCUACUGCGACGUUGACGCUGCGCGCAACGCGUUCAAUGUAUCCGAGACGUAA
Ostreococcus tauri is the source of this 2397-nucleotide messenger RNA. RefSeq names its product RelA/SpoT. Lineage: Eukaryota; Viridiplantae; Chlorophyta; Mamiellophyceae; Mamiellales; Bathycoccaceae. Bases 1 to 2397 code for a protein of 798 amino acids. Gene Ontology annotation, biological process: guanosine tetraphosphate metabolic process. The transcript has a single exon. The record is from RefSeq and is a predicted model, not a curated record.